AUGAGAUUACUGUCGACACUGAGUGCAGCGUGCCUCAUGGGCAACGCAGCCCACGCCAUCCAAUUGGACGUGGACAGCGAACAAUCGGUCAAGGACGCAGCGAGCACCAUCGCCUUUGGUCUCGUGAGCUUCUACACAGGCAACAACACGGGCGAUGUGCCCGGCAACCUCCCAGAUCCCUAUUUCUGGUGGACCGCGGGCGCCAUGUUCGGCACGCUUGUCGAUUAUUGGUUCCUCACGGGCGACGACACGUACAACGCGAUCACGACACAGGCCAUGGUGCACCAGGCCGGCGACGAGGCCGACUUUAUGCCCCUCAACCAGACACGCACCCUCGGCAACGACGACCAGGGCUUCUGGACGCUCUCCGCCAUGAUGGCCACCGAGGCCGGGUACCCGGACCCGCCCGCAGACCAGCCGCAGUGGCUGGCUCUCGUGCAGGCUUGCUUCAACCAGUGGGCGCAGCGUUGGAUCGAGGCGUCCGACUCGUGCGGCGGCGGGCUGCGGUGGCAGAUCUUCUCGUUCAACAACGGCUUCAACUACAAAAACUCCAUCUCCAACGGCUGCUUCUUCAACAUCGCCGCGCGGCUGGCGCGGUACACGGGCAAUCAGACGUACGCAGAGUGGGCGGAGCGCGUGUGGGACUGGGAGGUCAAGGCAGGGCUCAUCACGGACGACUUCAAGGUGUACGACGGUGUCACUGUCGUCGAGAACAGCCCCGACUGCCCCAAGAUUGACCAGAACCAGUGGUCCUACAACGCCGGCAUUUACCUGCACGGGGCCGCCGUCAUGCACAACGUGACGGGGGACGACAAGUGGCGCGCGCGCACGGUGGGACUCCUCGACGAGACGGAGAAGACAUUCUUCCAGAACGGCGUCAUGUUCGAGCAGCGGUGCGAGCCGUUCAAACAGUGCAACAUUGAUCAGAGCAGCUUCAAGGGCUACCUCGCGCGGUGGAUGGCGGGCACGGCGCAGGUCGUGCCGGACCUCUUUGACCGCAUCAUGGGCCUGCUGCGGCCCACGCGCAGAGCGCGGCGUCGGUCUGCGCUGUUGACUGUACGGAUGUGA
Molecule: messenger RNA, 1068 nt
Organism: Verticillium alfalfae VaMs.102
Lineage: Eukaryota; Fungi; Ascomycota; Sordariomycetes; Glomerellales; Plectosphaerellaceae
Product: mannan endo-1,6-alpha-mannosidase DCW1
Exons: 3
Coding region: 1-1068 (355 amino acids)
Biological process (GO): fungal-type cell wall biogenesis; carbohydrate catabolic process
Molecular function (GO): mannan endo-1,6-alpha-mannosidase activity
Source: RefSeq, a predicted model, not a curated record